Molecule: messenger RNA, 5982 nt
Organism: Toxotes jaculatrix (banded archerfish)
Lineage: Eukaryota; Metazoa; Chordata; Actinopteri; Toxotidae
Product: protein quaking-B-like
Exons: 6
Coding region: 332-1357 (341 amino acids)
Biological process (GO): regulation of mRNA splicing, via spliceosome
Cellular component (GO): nucleus
Molecular function (GO): mRNA binding
Source: RefSeq, a predicted model, not a curated record
GGAGCGGCGGCGCGAAGCCGCUACUCGCCGACAGACAGCAGCUGAGCACCGGGAGGUGUCGGGGAGAGAGCCGGGGGCAGAGCCGGAGCUGCUGGAGCCUAUUACGGUAGAAAACACGGCCGGUCCCGCAUCGACCCGGGUCCGGUGACCUGCCGGAGUCACAGGCCGAUCUGUAGAACUUGUGGGAUUAAAAGCAGAAUAAGAAGAGACAGAAACGGCAGCGGGUCCGGGUCUGCCUUCAUGCUGUGUGCACACACGAGAAGUCCGCGGUGAUCCGGGUCCAGUUGUGUGUUUUGUGUGGUAUUUUGUGUUGGGGGGUGUUGGGCUGACCAUGGUGGGGGAGAUGGAGGGGAAGGAGAAGCCCAGGCCCAGUCCGGAUUAUCUGAUGCAGCUCAUGAACGACAAGAAGCUGAUGAGCAGUCUGCCGAACUUCUGCGGGAUCUUCCAGCAUCUGGAGAGACUGCUGGAUGAGGAGAUUAGCCGUGUGAGGAAGGACAUGUAUAACGACACGCUGAACGGAUCAGAGAGGAGCAGCGAGCUGCCGGACGCCGUCGGUCCAACCGUCCAACUGCAGGAGAAACUCUACGUCCCCGUGAAGGAGUUCCCUGAUUUUAACUUCGUGGGGAGGAUUCUGGGUCCUCGUGGUCUGACGGCGAAGCAGCUGGAGGCUGAAACAGGAUGUAAGAUCAUGGUGAGAGGGAGGGGCUCCAUGAGAGACAAGAAGAAGGAGGAGCAGAAUCGAGGGAAACCGAACUGGGAACACCUGAACGAGGAUCUUCACGUCCUCAUCACGGUGGAAGACGCUCAGAACAGAGCCGAGAUCAAACUCAAACGAGCUGCGGAGGAGGUCAACAAGCUGCUGGUGCCCGCCGCGGAGGGGGAGGACAGUCUGAAGAAGAUGCAGCUGAUGGAGCUGGCGAUCCUGAACGGGACGUACAGAGACGCUAACGUCAAACCCUCCUCCCUUGCCUUUUCUUUUGCAGCGUCCACUCAGACUCCUCGUGUCCUCUCUGGCCCCACUCCUGUCUUGGCCCCACCCACCACUCUUCGUACACCUGCCGCCACAGGCCCCACCCUCAUGCCGCUGAUUCGUCAGAUUCAGACGGUGCUACCCAAUGGGACGCCGGCUCUGAUGCCAGGGGUGGGGCCUGAGUCUGGUUUGAUCUACGCGGCGCCGUACGACUACCCGUACACUCUAGCAGCUCCGGCCUCCAUCUUGGAGUACCCCCUGGACUCUGCUGGGGUGUUAGGUAAGCCCGCCCCCCCUUGCUCCUGCGAGUGCUCCCCCACUCCUCAUCACCAUUCUCACGGCCAGUGGAGCCCCGCCCCCACGCUGCUCCUCAGACACGCCUCCUAAGAGGGAGAAAACAAGUGCUCCUCUGCCUCCGCACCGCACCUCCUCCACACAAAACACACUCAGACACACAAACAGCCACAUACACACACCUCGUUCACUGAAACCUGCAGUGCAGCAGCGCCCCCUGCUGGACGGAGUCAUCAGCAGUAAACUGGAAGUCGUCACAGGUCCAGACUGUUCGACCUGAUCCUAAACUGACCCGAGGAAAACCUGAGAACAAAUCCAGAAAUCCAGAAUGUGCUGGACCUGAACAGAAGACGUGUCAGUUACUGCAGAAACUCACUCACAACAGACAGAGCAGCAAUGUCUGCUUCUCUGUUCAUCAAAUUCAACAUCAUUCUUUAAGCUGGUUUCCUAAAAUAGAAUCUAGAGUAAAACAUUCAAAGAGAAAGAUAUUUGAAAAAAACGUAAAACAGUUUCACGUUUCAACUAAAAAGUCAAAACUUUUCAGGAAACAUGAAAAAAAGCUGUGAUUUAUAAACUGAUAUGAUCAGAUGUGCGACUGAGCACGCUCAGAUCCACUCACCCCUCAGCUCCUGCUCAGGGCCCGGACUGACCUGAAGAUGCUGCAGCAAAAGGACAUUACUUUAAAGAUCGACGUACGUCCACAAAGUGUCGUGAUGCUGAAACAUGAUGGUAAGAGUUGAUUUCCUUCACGGUCUCUGUCCUCACUGUCCUCACUGUCCUCAACCAUGAAAACAAACAACAGUUUCAGAUUAACAACGAUCCAAUAUGUGGAAACGUGUGAAACCAAGUUUUUGUUCAGUUUGUUUGUCCACACGGGGGCGCUGCUCGGCUUCUCCAUCAUGUUUGUAAUGUUUACUGUGAACGAGGUGUUCAGGUACGAUGUUUGUACGACUGUCGACAUGUCGCACACACCGAACCUCAGUUUUACUUAAACUGAUGAUACAACUGAAAACUAUGCAUCAUGUGACUGUAGCUUCCUGCACUGAAACAUGCAACGCCUGUGAAUCUGUAACUGAGACAGUGAACUGAAGCCAACACGCCUCCAACACGCCACCAACACGCCACCAACAUGUCAGCAGCAGAGUUCUGCUCUAACCAGAAGACCAACACUUGUCAAACUGAAAGUAGAACAAUAAGCACAAUUUUUUAAUUGUGUUCAAAACCAUUUCAGACCUUGGCUGUCGAUCAGGUGAGCAGCAGAGCUCUGAUUGGUUGUAACGAUUCAGCAGAGCAUCAGGGUCACAGUCAAGAAUAAAGUCGAAAUUUUAAGAAAAAAGUCAGAAUAUUUUGUACAUAUGACGUUAUGAGUCAGUAUUAAACUGGAAUAUUUGAAGUAAUUAAUUACACCAAACAAUAUUCUGAGAAGAAACUCAGACUGAGCUCAGUGUGACAGAGUAUUAAAACCUAAUAAAUAAAAUAUCGUUUUGUAAAACUUGAUUUUAUUGCAGCUUUUUUCUGGAGCCAUUUUUUUUCUUAAGAUAUAAAAACUUUUCCUCAUGAAAUGAUUGCGUUUUCUAACUGUGACGCUUUUUUCUGGAAGAGUUGCAGCUUCUCACUGUGGCCCUCAUCCUCUGCUCCAAUAACCAAUCAAACAGCAGCACCUCUGAGGACGUUGUCUGCAUGAUGACAUCACAGACUCACCUGUUAAAUCACCUGAGAGCCUCUCAGAUCUCACCUGUAACCAGACUCUGUGUCACUUUGUGCCUUAAUUGUGUUUCUAAUGAUUUUCUCUGCGUAGCUGUGAUGACAUGCUGACAUACCUGUGCGUACCUGCAUGAACUGUCGUGACGCGGUGGACAGGUGCAUCCGUGUCCUUCGUGAUGUUUUGUGGUGUGCGUGAUCCAGUGCAGGUGCGGCGGCCGCUGAAGUUCGGAGACACGAGCCGCGUGUGCAUCCUUACCGAAGGGUGGCGACCGCAGGCCGUGGUUGGUCCAUCCCCCUCAGACCACACCCCCUCGCACCUGCCUUUCCCACAAUUCACUGCUUUGCCUUAGCUGGUGUCUGUUCAAAGCAUUUUCACGCAAACAGCCAGCGGCGAGUUUAACAGAGUCCACCAGAGUCUGACAGAGUUCUGCUCAGGUCCACAUGAAGCUGCAGCACUGAGAAGUUCAUCCACCAGCAGGCGGAUCAAAGCCGAACCCUCGCUGCUCCACACGUUAUGUAACAAACAUAAAAUCCUGACUGGGAAUGAUGGGAUUCAAAACUAAACCAGUGAAUAACAGUAGUUUUAUCAAUCAAACCCAAAGUGAAACAGAAUAAAGUCAAAUGAAAACAUUCAAACCAACAGAAACGUUGCGUUUCCAUCGUCUGAACGUCGACAUGAACACCACGUCCCAGCUGUGUGUACGAAUCCCAGGGUCAGGUGACAGAGUGACACCUGUAACAUGCUGAAUCCCAGGGUCAGGUGACAGUUAGACCUGUGUAGGUCACAGCUGAUCCGCCUGCUGAGCUGCUGAUUUCUGCACAUAACACUCAAACGUUUCAACAUUUAACAAGCACCAAAAACAUUUUAGCAGAUAAGGUGUGAAAACGCUCCGCAGGUAACAGAACAGGUGGUUUCUGGGAAACGCAGUCCAAAUGUGUGAUGGGGAAAAUGCAUGUUGCAGGGGUUUGUUAGAAACGUGUCUAAAGUGACUUCCUGCGCCGUUAUUUCAAAGACUUUAUGAAUCCACCAUAAUGUUAAUGACAAAUGAUGGACUCUUCAAACAAAAAUUCAGAGACGUGUUAAAAACAAACAUUUGAAUAAAUCUGCGUUGUUCUCCUGCUCCUCCUGAAUCUGAUGCUUCAGUUUCAUCUUUGUGUGCAGGACAGGUUUAGCUUAGCUUAGCACAAAGACUGGAAGCAGAGGGAAACUGUUAGCCUCUACAGCUCUGCACCACCAGAACUAGCUGUGUAAAACAGAUGCGCUAAAACUGGCCAAACGUUAUCUUGCUAAUGUUAGCAUAGCUUGGGGUAUUGUUGGUAUUAGCACUCAAACCACAGUAUCACAGUUUCUAUUCUGAAAAUAGAAUAUUUACCAACAGACUCAUGUUUUUGCCUUUUGAUGAAGCUAAGCUAACGGCUCCCUCCUGCUGUCAGUCUUUGUGCUAAGCUAGGCUAACCCUGGACACAGACAACAGGAGGAUUUACCAAAUGUUACAAAUAAAAGUUCUCAACCUUUAACAUGACGUUAGCUAACAGUGCUCACAAAGCAGGUCUUUAAAUUUCAGUUGGACUUUUUGUCAAAGGAGCGAACGCAGAUUUUUCCCGUUUGAACUGGAUUUCCUGUCAGCUGGGUUUCCUCAGAGACAGAGCAGCAAUUGGCCCAAAGACCUGAAGGUUUCACACCUGGAAAAACAUUUUCAUUUGUCCUUUGUAUCUAAAACACUGAUUCCAACAAUAAAUAAGUUCGUACUGGUUCCUGUUCACACUGAGAGAGCAGCAGAAAACAUGUCCUGACCAUUCAUGUGGAAAAAAAACAGAAAAAGCAAAAAACAAAGAAGAAAAAAUUUUCUUUUCAGAAAAACGAAUAGAAAAAUUAUAAUAUUUCCAAAAAAGGUUGCAAAUAUUUCCAGAAAGUUUCCAUAUUUAGGGAAAGAACGUUGUGACAUCUCCAUGGCUCCCGUGAGAAAUACCACAUCUGUAGACCAAUCAGAUCACUGGAUGGGAGAGACUCACUGUGAGGCCCAUCAGCAGUGACGAACCGUCCUAAACCAUCUCAGAAGCUAAAAUCCUGUGAAGAAAGAAACAGGAAAAACAUGUUUUUAUGAGGUUUAGUUACUAAAACCAUCAAAGUGUAAUCAGUAACAGGUAACACUGACAGUUAACAGAACACAGAGUCCUGGUGUGAACCCGCCUCGGAAACGUUCGACUCGUUCGUCACAUCAGCAGAUUUCUCUUCUAAACUCGACGUACUCUAACCUACACCUGGUGAGAACUCGACCCGACAGGAUUUAAUUAUUACGUGUCUGUGACACCGUCGGGUGGGACGCCGUCAGUCUGCGGUGGCUAGCAUUCAGGCGCGACCCGUAAAACUUUGUGUUUACUGGUGUCUGGCUGUGAUGGCAGUGGACAGACGGAUGACAGGUCUGAGACAAAGCGUUAUGUCCUCCAGCUCCUGGUCCUCAUCCUCUGUCAGCACAGCAGACAAUUUAAAACCUCCAACAAAGUGUUGGAGCAGCUUCAGGUCACUUCAUGGACACGAAGGUGACGAGUGUGAAAGAAUUAGAUAAAAAAAAAAAAAAGUUCCACGUGAGACAUUUUUUCAGUUUUUCUGGUUUUGUUGUUGCCAAGAGACGAAUAUUUACUUGUGGCUUGUUAAGGUAUGUACACAAACAGAUAUAAGUAUAUGUGAAAAGUAUAAAGCAGGAAUGUAAAUGAAAUAGGCCUAUAAUGUUGGCUGUUUGUAGGAAGACGACGUAGCAGCUUUAGAGAAAAGCUUUUCUGUUUUAGGGCUUUAUGUGAAAGACGAGAGUUUCCUGUUUAUAUGCACGUUUCUAUGAACGAUAGAGUUUAAACUAAGCUGUUAGCAUCAAACCUGUUUAGGAACAAAACGAGUUGUGUUGCUUCGUGUUGUCACUGCAAAGAUUUUAUGUUCGUUGGAAAUGUUUCUUCUCAAAAGCCAAUAAAAAAAAUAUUGAAUAAAAGGAUAAAAAAGCUUUUUACACUUUAAUCAUAUU